Messenger RNA from Punctularia strigosozonata HHB-11173 SS5, 2386 nucleotides. Its product is annotated as HD-domain/PDEase-like protein. The transcript has 7 exons. Gene Ontology annotation, biological process: signal transduction. Bases 126 to 2162 code for a protein of 678 amino acids. Gene Ontology annotation, molecular function: 3',5'-cyclic-nucleotide phosphodiesterase activity. Lineage: Eukaryota; Fungi; Basidiomycota; Agaricomycetes; Corticiales; Punctulariaceae. The record is from RefSeq and is a predicted model, not a curated record.
CCUCCAGCCUGUACUGUCGUCGGCUUGCCCCUCUCCUGCCCCCAUCUUAGAAUCCGGCUGCGUGAAAGUGAACUUGUACUUACACCUCAAGGCCUUGCGAUCUAUCCCGGAGGGCUAGUUUCACCAUGUGUAGGCUGCACCCCCCGACACAGCCUGGGAAUGGCGUUCAUGGGAGGAGGCGGAGCGUCGACGUCGGGGGCCUGUCGCUCGCGAUGCAGGGAGAGGGCUACGGGCACGGAUGGGGAGGCUGGGAGGAAAAUGAGAUUGGGGAGGUCCGCUACGCGGAAUUACUGAGCGAUAUGUAUACAGCUACUAGAAAUGCCGCCACUGGUCAGGAUAUUGAUGUGCCGCCAUUGGAGAUAUCAGACGAGACCAGGAAUCACCUCAUACGGUUACUCGACAAAUGGGAUUUUGAACCGCAUAAACUUUCCGAAGAAGAAAUGGUCGCUUGUAGCCUUAUCUUGUUCGAGGCAUUGCUCCGCGUGGAGGGUAUGCGUGAUACCAUUGGUGUAUCAAUGGAUGAACUGUCUUCUUUUCUCUCUCACCUCAGGCGCGUCUAUCGCACGCAGAACUCCUAUCAUAACUUCCAACACGCACUGGACGUCCUUCAAGCUACGCACAUGUUCCUCAGCUCUGCAAACAUCAUCCCUCAUGUAUCAAUACUCCUAUCUGACGAACACCAAUGGCAACCUACGAAGACUCGCCUCAACUGUCACUUAUCGAAGUUAACGAAUCACGAUCUUUUGGCGCUAUAUCUGGCGGCAAUAGGACAUGACGUUGGACAUCCGGGAUAUUCGAACGCAUUUCUGAGAAACGCCAAAGCUCCGUUAUCAGAGGUGUAUGAUGGUAAAUCUGCCCUGGAGAAUCUCCACUGCGCUCUACUUUUGCCUAUCAUGCGCCGCCAUGGCCUAGGCCAUCUCUUGGACCAUCCCGCCUCUGGGUCGUAUUUCCGUGAAUUGCUGCUGAAAACGGUGCUUGCAACGGAUAUGAGCGUCCACGGUGAUUUCAUGCGACGGUUCAAGCAACUCUCUGAUGGCGAUUUGCACGUUAACGAGCAAGAAGAGAAGAUUCUGAUUUGCCAAGCUGUGGUGAAAUGCGCUGACAUCAGCAAUCCUUGCCGGCCAGUCUUGGUAUCCCAACAUUGGGCGGCAGCCCUGGGGAUGGAAUGGACGAAUCAAGCCAUGCUCGAGAAACAGCUUGACCUUCCAAAAACAGUUUCCCCUGCCGAGGACCCUCUCAUGGAGGCCAAGUCGCAGGUCUUCUUCAUCGACACAUUCGCUCUGCCGCUUUUCACGCUUUUCUCCGACACUUUGCCUGAUAUGGAUCCCUACACUCGAAAUUGUGCGGAAAACCUUGCAUUCUGGCGUGCGAGAUGUUCAGCGUUGUCGUCGGCACCUCGAAUUGCCGAACCAUCUCCCGCGACACCUUCACCCAACGCAGGAGUUAAACUCCGACCUCCUUCUCCUGCUCCCUCCGUCGCCUCCGUCUCGGAGGAGUUCCUGAACGCCUUCCCUCUGGCUCUCCCCACUGUACUAUUUUCACCGCCCGAUGAGGAGCUCGAGUCGUCGAACUCCGCUCGUUCCCGCUCUCCCAGUCCGAGCCGGACCCCCGUCAGCACGACGUCGGAACCGACCUACCUUCGCGCACGCACCCCUUCGCCUACGCCUUCCAUGCCAGGUGCCUGGCCUUCUACGCCUCCGGGAACACCACCUCUCUCUCCUGAUUCACCGCGUACCCAAACUCCUCGCUCGGACACCUUCUCUUUCCCGGCUGUCCAUCUGCGGACGAUCAGCGUGUCGAGCUCGGCCAGCGUCGCGUCUCACGGCACAUCACAUAGCGGCCUGACGUCAGGCGGAAACGCUGCGAUACGAACUGCGAACGACAUGGGUCUCCGAACGAAGCAAAGCCUCAAGAACUUCCACCGAUAUCGUAACUCGUGGAGCGCUUCACGUUUCCUCGACUCCGAGCCUGGUCCAACUUUGCCCGCGCUCAAUACCAAGGAUAGCAAGGCUCCCUGCGAAGGGGUGCCUCCGAACCACUUCGACGGGGGAGAACCUCCUGUAACGAACACGUGCUUUCCCGUCGUCGCCGCACCCCCGCUGUCGCUCGAGACCGGAUUGAGGUCGACUCCGCCGACAAGAAUCACCACUGCGUCAGGAUAGCAGGAUCUGUCCUUCCCGUGGUGCGAGGUUUCUGUACAUAGAUUCUUGCCUAUAUUUUAUUUCCCGUUUUCCCGUGCUUUCGGCGUUGCCUCGGUGUUUCCUCUCUCUGCCAAGAAUGUAUCUUGAAUACCCGGCUUGCAACAUCACUGUAGUAGAAACGGACGGGUGCUGCGUACCCAUGUGCAUCUUGUAUCAAUGAAUAACGGCUCGGUCGGUGAUUGAAU